Arachis duranensis is the source of this 571-nucleotide messenger RNA. RefSeq lists its product as uncharacterized. NCBI's taxonomy places the organism in Eukaryota, Viridiplantae, Streptophyta, Magnoliopsida, Fabales, Fabaceae. The coding region runs from base 138 to 473 and encodes 111 amino acids. The transcript is spliced from 2 exons. The record is from RefSeq and is a predicted model, not a curated record.
UUUAUACGACAACUUUAAUUUCUUGCCACUUCACUUUCUAGUGUGCAUUUGCAGAGAAAGACUUGACACAAGCCUUAGUUUUUUAUUUUUCUUUUUCUAACUGUUUCCUCCAGAAAAAGAGAGAUGGCAGCUACAACAUGCUGUGCUGUGUUAAACGGGUUGGGAUGUUCCUUCUUAUGUGGAGGAAAGAGGAGCUAUACCCUUCAGGCUGCUCCCAUUGUGGCAGCAGCUGCUAUACUGCCCCAAAGAAGUCAUGGAUCCCUGCUGUCAAAGCUGGUGGUAAUUUCAUUGACCCUGAAUGGCUUGAUGCCUCGCCUAGGCAAAGAUCCAGCAUUUCCUCAGAUGGUACAGACAGAGAGGCUGAGCUCAUUCAUGGUUUGUGGCUGGUGCUGACCCCAUUGCGGCACUGCCAUUGCUCCUUUCUCCUUUGGUUCUCUUUUGGGGACACAAUUGCUUCUCAUGGGUUGGGUUGAGAGCAAGAGAUGGGUGGAAUGGGCCACACCGUGGCAAAAUCAAGGAUGGAGAUUACAUUGCACACAGAGAGAAGCUAGAGAGAUUAAGCAUGCUAGGA